CACCACGCGUGCUCCGCGGCCAACAUGGAGAGCGAGGCGGCGGCCGGCGGCGGCGGCUUCACCAGCGUGCUGUCCCGGCGGAGCCGCAGGAAGCGGCGGGCGGGCGGCCAGGAGGCGGCGGCGGGAGCUGCCAUGGACACGGCGGAGGCGCGGCCCAGCAAGCGGCCGGCGUUCCCGCCCGUGGCCGCCGAGGCGCUCGGGGUUGGGAAGGGCGAGCUGAGGAAGAUCCCUGUGCCGGCCAACAGGUACACGCCGCUUAAGGAGAACUGGAUGAAGAUAUUCACGCCCAUCGUGGAGCAUCUGCAGCUUCAGAUCAGGUUCAACUUGAAGACGAGAAAUGUUGAGAUCAAGACUUGUCAAGAGACAAAGGAUCUCAGUGCUCUGACGAAAGCAGCUGAUUUUGUGAAAGCCUUUAUACUUGGAUUUCAAGUAGAGGAUGCCCUUGCUCUCAUCAGAUUAGAUGAUCUUUUUCUAGAGACAUUUGAAGUUACAGACGUCAAACCUUUAAAAGGAGAUCAUCUGUCAAGAGCAAUAGGGAGAAUAGCAGGGAAAGGUGGAAAAACCAAAUUCACCAUAGAAAAUGUGACCAGGACACGCAUCGUUCUUGCUGACACAAAAAUUCAUAUUUUGGGAUCUUUUCAGAAUAUUAAAAUGGCACGAACAGCAAUUUGCAAUCUAAUUUUAGGAAGUCCUCCAUCCAAAGUUUAUGGCAAUAUUAGGGCAGUGGCCAGCAGAACAGCCGAGAGGUUCUGAGCUGCACCAGCAAGGACUGGGGCUGGAAGCCCAGGAGAAGCUAAGAGCUACAGAAGCCAUGAGGUUUCUGCUGGAUUUGGAAGCCCAGAAGAAAACCACAACUGUUUGUGCACUCUGACUGACUUUGGAUAUGUUGGUCUGAUUUGAACAGACCUAAUGUUUCUGUCUAGUCAUUAAAAGGGGUUUUAAAUUGUCUAUAUCAAAAGUCCAUGAUUUUACUUGAACAGCCUCAAACAAAAACCUGCUUCAUUACAGAUUUUCUGACUAUCAGACUUAAGAGGCUACUUCUUCAGAAAGUCUUGGUGUUUGAUGUUUUGAGCCUAAAGGAAUUGGCAGAGUUAAGCAUUUAUAAGCACACAUCAUGGUUUAGUAUCUUCCUGAAAGGAGGAGUCAGCUGGAAUCCAGAGUUCAGUGGUGGGCUGUCCACUGAGUCUGUGCUGCUGCUGGAACAAUGCAUCAUGUGAAAAGAGUAAGAUGAAGGGGUAAAUAACAUAUUUAAACUGAAUCCUGAAUCUGCACACAUAUAGAUUUCUUAAUUCCUAAAAAUGUUCUGCAAGGACAGCCUAGUGAAGCCAAGAGCCACCAGGUGAAGUACUUUCCAGUGUACCAGCGCACCAACAACUGUAAGAUCCUCUGUGUCUCCUUAAAAUGUUAUAUAAGUAGCAUAAUGCAACAGAAAUAUGGGGAGAAAUUAGAGUGCCCAGUCCCAGCAUGAUUUAAUAAUGGACCCUCUUCUAAACCUGCCAGGCAAGCUUCUGCAAAGUGUCUUGCAAAAUAAAUCAGUUCAGGUUUGGGAGUGAAAACAAACUGAAAUAUGAUUAUCAAACACACAAGCAAAUUGAGUAAGCAUUUAGGUCAAUAUCCAGGUUUCCAGAAUAGUGCUUCACAGUAUGGGAUUAUCACUACAGCCAAACUGAUUGGAGCCUUCAGUUGUGAAUAGAUUUAAGACCUGCUGGAGUUACCUCAGGACACACAGUUUAGCAGUCUGAGCGAUACAGGGGACAUUGUGUGCAUUCUGAGCAGCUCCAGGCACAUGUACCUGCUUACUACAUUUUCUGUUCCUUGCCUGCUUUAUGUCAUUUAUUUCAAUUAGCUUGGAAGACAACGGAGUGAGUCAAGAGCACACAAAACUGAUGUUUAUCCUAAAUUAGGUACAUACCAACACUGACCCGAAGCAGCAGAAGGGAGAGGGCAGCACACAGAAGGUCCAAACACCUGCAACCCAAAGAGCACAGCACAGAGCUGCUGUGAAGGGCACACCUGUGCAAGGAGGGCUGGUAUCAUCAAUACAAAGCUCAGACAUUUCCUGAGACAUGAACUGCCUUUUAUUCUCCACCUACAUUAAUGUUAGGGGGGGUUGGUUUGUUUUUUAAAACCACUUUAAAACAGGGAUUUCAAAUGAAGUAGGUUAUCCACUUGGAAUGUUUAGCAAAGAGAACCAGAUGUGCCAUUAAACAACCUCAACAUGUCUUGAACUGCUGAAAUGAGCCCUGAAUGUUUUCAGCAGACUGCACCCUGUGGAGUUUUUCAGUAAAUCUUAAUAAUCAAGGAGUGGACAAAAAAAUAUGAACAAGUUUUCUUCAGAGCAAGGUGCAGAGCUGCUUUAAGGUGAACAGGAAAGGUACUGAGCACCCCAGCUAAGGUUCAAAUAUUUUAUUUUGUAUUCAUACAGUAUGAAGGUUCUUAUAGUUCCCACAAUAUAUGAUGUAGCAUGCAGAGGAAGAACUAAACAUUCAACAUAAAUCAUUUUUCCCCACACAAACUGAAAAAAAAAAAACUCAUCCCUCCCCUUCCAGUCCCCCUAAGGAAAUAACAUUAGCACUAAUUUCUAUAAUGCCAGCCAAGAUAUGCACAAGCAAGAAAAACUGAAAGCAUUUGCUAAAAUGUUUGUAACAAAUACUUAUGUACAAAAAAUUCACAAAAGACUAAUUCCCCCCCUGAAGCAGAGCACAUGGCAGUUGACACUGGAACAGAUACAACCACUGGCUGGGAUUAUAAACCACGUACUGAUCCAGAAGAAGAAAAAAGUUACAUGUAGUGGAGAUUUUUGUUUUGAACAUUAACAUUUACCAAAGUUUGGCAACAUUAUAUUUUUAAUUAUGCAAAUUAUGUAAACAAGAGGAACAUUUCAAAUCGAUCUACAUGCAAAACUUCAUGUCAUGCAAGGACACUAAGCACCUGGAUUUCUCUCUCACAGACAGAGCCCAUGAUGUGCAGCACUCAGUUGAAGGAACAGCUAUGGCAGACAGGUGCUCGAUUGAAGAGGUUCAGACAACCUGCACUUCUCACUGCUCAUUAUAAAACAAUUUUUUUUUAAAUAGAAAAACUACUAUACAGGAAAGAUGUACUGUCCUAAAAAAUCUAGCAAAUGUUUUUCUUCCAGCCAAUAGUACCACUGCAGAAAAGGGAAGGGAUGAUAUAAAGUUGUAAAACAUGGCUCGCUACUUUUAUAUCACACAAACAGAUCAAGUUACCUUCCAUUACAAAUUAUGAUAUGGACAAAUCUAGAAAAGAAAAAAAAUUCUCCAGGAAAAGGACUGGAGAACUGCAAGAGGUAUAAAUUUAGAUAGUGUGAAGUUUUCCUCCUCUAUGGCAUAGGUUAACAAGAUUCCCCCCCUGUAUGAAUCAUAUAUACAUAUAUAUAUAAAAUAUUACCAGUUAUUUAGCUACCUGUAGUAUUUUUUAAAUGCAAGGGGGAAAACUAUCAUGGGUGAAACAACAGAAUUUAAGUGGCAAGAAUAUUUUAUAAUCUAAGUACUGUAUAAAAUAAGUAGAUGGGAGUCCUGCACAGUUAUUUUGAUCCUAAUUUCAUUAAGCUAAGCACAAGAGAAAAUCAUAUAUGCAUCUAUCACCUUAAGCAGCUGUAUCUAAAUUGAACCCAGAACAGCAGAGUUGUCUUGGCUUCAGGACAGCUGCAGCUGCUCCCAAUUCCUGGGUGACGGAAUCUAACAGCCAUCAAAGCAUUCCGCAGUCACUAUAUGCACACGAGGACUAGUUCUUGGCAGUAGCAUUAAACUAUAUUCUCAUAUUAAGUAGAACUGUACUAAGUUAUUUAGCAAAGAGACACAGUCCCUGGUAAUAUAUUAACAGGUAUAAAUAAACUUAGUCUCCCGUGUUACAAAAAAAAAA
Messenger RNA from Passer domesticus (house sparrow), 3882 nucleotides. It is a transcript of the gene PNO1, whose product is annotated as partner of NOB1 homolog. Bases 25 to 753 code for a protein of 242 amino acids. The record is from RefSeq and is a predicted model, not a curated record. The transcript is spliced from 7 exons. Gene Ontology annotation, cellular component: nucleolus. Gene Ontology annotation, molecular function: RNA binding. NCBI's taxonomy places the organism in Eukaryota, Metazoa, Chordata, Aves, Passeriformes, Passeridae.